Molecule: messenger RNA, 5569 nt
Organism: Gavialis gangeticus (Gharial)
Lineage: Eukaryota; Metazoa; Chordata; Crocodylia; Gavialidae
Product: cytochrome b5
Exons: 5
Coding region: 39-455 (138 amino acids)
Cellular component (GO): intracellular membrane-bounded organelle; mitochondrial outer membrane
Molecular function (GO): heme binding
Source: RefSeq, a predicted model, not a curated record
GGCCGAGAUAGCUGCAAGGCGAAGGAGCCGGCGGCGGAAUGGGUGCGGAGCCGCGGCGCGAGGCCGGGGGUAGUCCCAUCUUCACUCUGGAGGAGGUGUCGAGCCGGGCCUCGAGCCGGGAGGCUUGGCUGGUCAUCCACGGCCGCGUCUACGACGUCAGCCGCUUCCUGGCUGAGCAUCCAGGUGGAGAGGAAGUUUUACUUGAGCAGGCUGGGAGAGAUGCCACAGAGAGCUUUGAGGAUGUUGGACAUUCGAUAGAUGCCAGGGAAAUGCUUAAGCAGUACUACAUAGGAGAGGUUCACCCGUGUGACCGUAAAACUGAAAGCUCUAAGGAUCCAGACACAACACCUGGCAACCAGCUCAGUUCCUGGUCAACAUGGCUAAUCCCCUUCCUUGGAGCCCUGGUCAUAGGUUUAAUGUGUCGCUAUUACAUGUUGGAUGGGAAGUCCUCUUGAAUUGGCCUCGCUGGAACUUUGAGAAGCAUGAGUGAACGCACAGGAAUGAGAGGCAGUGUAUGCAUGCACACAGGAGUUGUGGGAUUUUGGUUGCCUUAAACCUUGCAUAUUUUGUUUUUAGUUCUGAGCCUGCUAGCAACGCUGAUUGCGUGCAAAGCCAAGUUAUUGUCAGGCAGUGUCUGUCCUAACUCUGGGACCCACGUUCCUUUUGGUGCGUGGAGCAAGUGCAACUUCCUACUAUUCUAGUAUGUGUUCGUGCAUGCAUCUCUCUCUCUCUCUCUCUCUUUCUCUUUCUGUAAGUUAUGGGCAACUUUUCUUUCAAUGCCUUUUUUUUGUUAAGCCAGAGAACAUGAAACUGCUGCUAGUGUGUGAACCUGUGAAUUGCUUCAGUCCUUCAUAUGAGUGUCAUCGGAAAGAAACUACCAACUGUCUCCUGUCCUAUCCAGCAAAGACGUUCUAGGACUGACUAGUAAAACUGCUUUUCUGGUGCAUGCAGGCAAGAUUAAUGGGAGCAGCAGGAAAUUGUUUGCUCUUGCUGCCUUUUUCUGUAUGUGUCUGGUUUUAAAUGGUUAAGCAAAUAGAUAUUUGUAUCUUUUAGAAAUGCUCCAGUUCACUUUGUAGUAUUUGUACCUGUCCCUUCUAACCUGCCUGUCCUGUAAAAUGAGAGCUCACAGUUGUCAUACCUGGGGCCCCAGCUCCCCUGCCUGUUUUUGCUACAUGCAGUAAUAUUAGAAAACAGCUCUGAUAACUGGCCUUUUUGAACAGAGGUCUUCUGUCUGUUCCUGAGCUCCUGGUCUGCUGCAUGUACUUCAGAAAAAGCUCAGCCCUAUCUAAAAUGUGGGGCUAAGCAGGAUCCAAAACAGAAAGAAGACUUAAGUCUCCUACCUUGGGAGCAAUGUAUGAUGCUCUUGGGACUGGAACCGGAAUGCGAUGUUCCACCACUAUCUGUUGUGUAGUUGGCCCCAUACAAGGAAAAAAGGUGUUUUGUGGAUUGCCAGGCCUUAUUCUUUCCUGACCUACAGCACAUAGGGAACAGAAGUAAUGCUUGUGAUUGACAUAACAGAACAGCUUAUAGGAAAAAGGAAUUGGUGUUCUGGUUCUAACAUCCCCCCGUGGUUCUCUUUACCAUUGCUCCGACACUGGUUUUCAAUAGAGUAUCUUAGCAGGUGAGAAAUGCCUUCUUUGCUUCAUUGCUUCUCUCUUGUUCCAUGCUUUUCUCCCAUAUGUAAAGUGUGUGUGUGUGUGUCCGUGUCCCCUUGUUCUUUCCUCUUCCUGUGCAGGUAGCACACUUCCUGGCAUUGUGGUUUAGCUGACUUAACCUCAGGGAAUUGAAGUGUCAUUUUUUAAAUGUACAGGACCAUGAGAUCAAUACCCAGUAGGAGAGAAAGUCCUCUGGUGUUAGUUAUUGAGCUUCCAGGAUGGCAGCAUUUGGCUUUGUAUUGUUGGGAUUCCACACAACAGGAGUUUGGUUAAAGACCCUUCUCUUGGACACUAAGAAGGGUGUAGCUGCCAUGUUAGUAUGGUGUCUGGUAUAUGAAGCUUCUGAUUUCCGUGUGGCAUGGCACAAAAGACUGCUAGCAAUCCUUAGGCAUCCCACCCUUGCAAGCUGUCCUUGGUUCACUGCUACAAGGAAAUAAAUUGGACAAAUCAGCCCAGUUUCUUUUUUGUUGUGUUCCAAGAGAGAUGUAAAUUUGAGCCAGAUUAAACCCACCAGCAAAUUCCCCAAUUCCUAUCAUAAAUAAAAGGUAAAUGGGCAGCCUGAAUUAUGACAUCCAGUUGACAGGCCUGUAGAUCACAGGCAAAAUGAGAGCUGAGUGGUACAGGGCUUAGAAAAAUAGAUCAGGUUACAUUUCAGUCAACUUGGAUUUAUGGAAAAUAGCUCUCCAGUUCUUCUCAAACUAAUAUAUCUUUCGAUACAAGAGAUUUGGCUGAUAAAAGUAAUAGUCCUGAUGUGAUGCCUAAACUUCUGUAAAGCACGAGACUUUGUACUGCAAGACAUUUGGAUAAAUAAAGUAGAAUGAUACAAAAACCAACAUGGCCCAUUACAUGGAUUUAAAAUGACCUGAUAGAUCUCAAAGCAGGUAUAAAAAGUGACCGUUCAUUAAGUGCUUGUGUUUCUAGUGGAGCCCAGUAGGAGUUGGUUCUUGGCAUUAUGCUAUUUAGCAUUUAUCAAAGACAUGAAAGAAAAAUAAUCAGCAGUAAUAAAGUUUGUAAAAGACUGAAAGACUGGGGGAAUGGCACACAAUGAAGAGGACAAAUCGCUGACAUCUAGAUUGACUGGUGAGCUGCGCACAAUCAAACAGCAUGUCUAAACGUGGCCAAAUAUCAAUUCCUGCAAGUAGGAAUGAUAGACAGGCCAUGAUAGUUCUGUAAAGGACUUUGGGGGUCAUGAUGGAUAAGAAACUGAACAUGAGCUCCCAGAGAAGUGUGAUGAGACUGAUUUACUAUGGUCCUUUCUGACCUUUAUGCACUGAAUAAUUAUGUUAGCCAAGGAGGUUUCUCCACUGCCAAUGAGAGCAUAUGGAUGGAAGGAACUGUCACACCUACUUGUUAUAAGCAGCAUAUUUAAUAUUUUCUAGGUUGGAAUACCCUUAUUUCUAUUUCUAAAAACAGCAUUUACCAUUCAAGCAGAAAACUAAAAUCGUGCUUGCUACUAAUAAUCUUUGUAUGUUGGGUUUUAGUCUCCUUUCCACUGUGUGGGAUGAGAACCUCUAUCUCCCUGGGUCACUAGGCUUAAGAUCUCUUGCCAGCUGCAUGCAACUGUGACCGAUAAACCAGCUAUGCUAUCUGGGGUAAGAGUCCUGUGCCAGUAGCAUUAUUCAAAUGUUCUUAUCCUUAGCUUCGUGGGAUAAUUCAGGUUAUUUCUACACCAAUAUUUGGGGUUUGCCUUGGUCAUGCUUGCCAACCCCCCUGCUUUCUGUGAAUUUCCUACCUUGUAGUCUACACCAAAACCAUUCACACUGUGCUGCUUAUUUCAUGAGCACAGUGUGAAGAUAUCUCCCAGGUUCCCUCUAGGAUUUGGUCUGCAACUGUGGUAGCUGUACGGACUACACCAACAGUCUCCUGGCAGGAGAAAAAGGAUGUGGGGUGCAGGAGAGUCAGAAAUCGGGAACAGGGAGUGGUGGGAUUGCUGCUGGCCGACUUUCUGUGCUUGGUGCCUGUGUGACUGGGCAAGUUCCAAAUUCUGCAGGGAGGGCGGGUCAACGGAGGUGGGUUUGAUCUUGUACCUGGAAGUUCAGCAGAGCUCCCCGGGCUUGAAGGUUUUACAGUGUAGAUGGUCCACUUCUGUGUGCUUGGGCACAGGCCUAGCUACUGGUAUAGACGUAACCCCGGCACCUUUAGGCUCUCACCCAAUUCUGUGUCCUUGCAGUGAAGGACCAACCAGGCUUUUUUCCUCUGUUGCACUUGUUCUUAACCGUAUACACAGAAUAAACUUUGCAUAGUGAGAACUAGAUGUCCACUCUACUGAAACUCUCCCCUCAAUUUAACACUACGUUAACAGGCAGCUAGAGCCACCAUCACUGAGCCAGCAAGGUCUCCUGGUGAUCUGGGGGGCAUUUAUUUUUCUGUCCCUGCUGAUGAGACUGAUAAUCUGUGGGUUGGAGGUAAAGCCACAAAUACGUGUCUCAUACCAUGUGAUGUAGCUUCUUGACAGAUGGUUACUUGAUGGGUAACUUCUGUAUUUGUUAAGAGCAAUAAGGGUUCGUAAUCCAUUCUUCCUACAACCCUUUGCCUUUAAAAAAUGGAGGAACAAUUAGUUAUCAUUUAAUAAGAAGUUAUCUUUCCUCCUAGGUUUCUUCUAAUAAGACAUACUGUGAUUUGUAUUUUAAAUGAGAAUUUCAAGUCUCGCUCUGUUUGCUCUGAGCCUGCACAAAGAUGGUAUUUCACAGAUGCCAUUGCCGUUAGCCUUGGAACAAGGCUUUACCACUAAUGCUCUGGAAUUGGCUGCACUGAGUUGCUCCUGAUUCCUGGGGAAGGGGGGAGAAGAGGGACAUGUUCAGCCAGUGCACGUAUCUUCUGCUGCUGGAAGCCUGGUUCCAGUACAGUGGGAUUCAUUUACAGAUUGUGCACUAGUCCCUCUUGUUCCACAGAUCCAUCCAGAUGAUGUUCUCUGGUAGGCACGUGGCACGGCCUAGAAUUAAAAUGCAAGGAUGCUGCUGGUCAAGAUGGAAAACUGGGGCAGGAACACACCUAGUUGUUGCUGGCACUAACAUGAGCCUGACUGCAGUCUGCCUGGAUCUUUCAUAAGCACUUCCUUUUGGAACAGGGGUUAUUGGGGUUCAUCCUGUUCUUUUCAGUUCACCUGGUGACGGACCCAGUUAGGUUUAACACUUUUUGAAUGAACAAAAGCAGCGUUAACAAAGUUUGUUUACUUCUCUUAUUUCAGGAAUUUUUUCCCUAAACAAAUCUUUGUCUUUAUGUUGAGCUUCUCUCACUGCAGAUGUUUGUUACCAGCCCUGCCACACAAUAAAGGUACUGUUUCAACUCUCAUCUGUGCAAGAAAAAUAUUUUGCUGAAAUGAAAGCUGGGUGUGUGAGGUCUGCUCCCUUCUGGUAUUUUGGAAAGGGAUCCUGGUAAACUACUGUAAACAGAAGCAAAAGCACUUAUUUAUGAAUGUAACCAAACUAAAACUGGUCUCCAGGGCACCAGUGUAAACAACUGUUGUUGGUAGCUUUUGACUCUUUAAGAACCUAGUUCCUUCACCAUCUGAAUGCAAAGGAUAACAGUGAAUUGGCUCCAUGAGUGAUAAAGACCAGGUUAUGCAGGUUUGAAUCUAUUCCCAUCUCUGUUUGAAUUUUAGUUGAUAAAGAUGAGGACUGGAAAGGGAACAAGAUACAUGCCUCUGUAGAGCCAAGUUUGAAAUGUGUUUGUCAUCUUAAUUGAUCCAAGGAAAAUACUGGUGGCGGUGGGAAGAAUUUAAGCAGCUGCCUGGCCCUGAAGUUGGAAUGACUUGUACAAUGUGAAUUCUUGUAUCUUGAUACUGUUUAACACUGCAUUGUAUACUUGGUUUCGGGGGGCGGUUUUGGUUUUUAAUAAGCAUCUGUACAACUAAUGAGCACACUUUUUGUAUUGUAACUGUCAGAUGUUUACUAAAGCUGGGUUAUUUUACUGCA